Molecule: messenger RNA, 8819 nt
Organism: Scophthalmus maximus (turbot)
Lineage: Eukaryota; Metazoa; Chordata; Actinopteri; Pleuronectiformes; Scophthalmidae
Gene: vwf
Product: von Willebrand factor
Exons: 53
Coding region: 146-8707 (2853 amino acids)
Biological process (GO): cell-substrate adhesion; blood coagulation
Cellular component (GO): extracellular matrix
Molecular function (GO): protein binding
Source: RefSeq, a predicted model, not a curated record
UUGUUGCGUUUCUGUGUGUUUGGGACAAAGUGCUCGACCCUCUUCUCAGUUUUGCCUGUUUGACACAGACCAUCACAUUAUAUUAUUAUGAGAAUAUAGUGUGCUUUUUCUUUGCCACUCUCUGAAUUAACUGGAGACUGGAGCCAUGGAGAUGUGCAUGAGGAAGUAUUUGCGAGGAAUUUGGGUUCUCCUACAUCUAACAGCUUGUGUGGCAGGUAUGACAGGGAGAUGUAGUCUGUUCGGAAGGCACCAUGUUCACACGUUUGAUGGAGUUUUGUACGAGUUUCCCGGAGGCUGCAGCUACCUGCUGGCUGGGGACUGCAACCAUCGCUCCUUCACACUUCUGGGUGAUUUUGUCAAUGGCAAAAGAACCGGAGUCACUCUGUAUCUGGGAGAUGCCUUUGAGUUGCACCUGUCUGUAGAUGGCAGGCUCACACAAGGAGAAAACAGACUCUCUCUGCCCUAUGCAUCUCAUACUGUCUUUGUGGGCUCAGAGCUGGGCUUUUAUAAGCUCUGGAGUGAGGAGUUUGGCUUCACUGUUACCAUCGAUAAUGCGGCCAACAUCGCCCUGACACUGACCAAGCACCAUGCCAACCGCACCUGUGGCCUCUGUGGAAACUUCAACACCGUACCAAAUGAUGAAUACACCGCUCAAGAGGGGUUCCUGACAGAGGACAGUUAUGACUUUGCAAAUUCAUGGGCAGUCAAGGGGGCCGAGCAGUCUUGUCGUCGUGUCUCAAAGCUCAGCCAGUCCUGUAACAACACCAAAGACACUCCAUUGAUUUUGUCCAGCUGCAGUGUGUUGCAGACCUCCAGUGUUUUUCUGCAUUGUGCCCACCUGGUCUCUCCUGAGGCGUUCCUGUCGCUGUGUCAAGAGGAGGCGUGUCACUGUGACAAGAAGGCGGGGGAAGACUGCUACUGUCCAAUCCUGUUGGAGUAUGCCCGGACCUGCCACGCCCAUGGGAUACUUCUACGGGGAUGGCUGGAGGAGAGCCAGUGCUUCCCCAAGUGUCCAAUUGGGAUGCAGUACAGUGAAUGCACCAAGUCCUGCUCUACAAACUGCCAUAGUCUCAACAUCCAGGAGGUCUGCAAGGAGGAGUGUGUGGACGGCUGUACAUGCCCUGUGGGUAAGGUUUUGGACGGUAAUCGCUGUGUGGAGGUAUCUCAAUGUUCCUGUGUGCACAUGGGACGACACUUCCCUCCAGGAUCCACUAUCUCUCAGGACUGCAACACCUGUGUGUGUCGUCACGGUUCUUGGGAAUGCACCAAUGAAGGCUGCCCUGGUGAGUGCUUGGUGGUGGGCCAGUCGCACUUCAAGACCUUUGACAACAAGUUUUUCACCUUCACUGGCCACUGUCAGUAUCUGCUGGCGAGUGACUGCACAGACAGCGGCUUUUCUGUCAUCAUUGAGAACGUGCAGUGUGCAGAUGAUCAGGAUGCUGUGUGCACACGCUCAGUGACGCUCAGCCUGCCCAUUCUGGAAGAUAUGACAGUGAAGUUGAAGCACGGGGGAGUUGUCUCUGUCAACAGCAUGGAUAUCCAGACCCCAAUGCAUCAUGGCCGCCUGCAUAUCCAGAGAUCUGUCCAGUCCUCUGUACGCGUCAAGUUUGGAGAUGACCUUCGUCUAGACUGGGAUGGGCGGGGCCGGGUGCUCCUUAAGCUGGGACCAGGAUGGGCUGGGCGAACCUGUGGUCUCUGUGGUAACUUCAAUGGGAACCAAGGUGAUGACUUCUUGUCUGGUUCUGGACUAGUAGAGGCAGGUCCUCAGGUAUUCGGCCAGUCUUGGAGGAUCAACGGAGACUGUGAAUCCAUGCACAGACAUGAGAUCGAUCCAUGUGCCACUAACCCCAAAAGAGUACGUUUUGCAGAGGAGGCGUGUGCGGUGAUGAUGUCCGAUGUGUUCAGUCCGUGCCACUUUCUGGUGAACCCGGCUCAGUUCCAGAGAUUCUGUCGGUAUGAUGUGUGUGCAUGUGUGGAUGGUGAGGAGUGUCUCUGCUCCGCUCUGUCCGCCUAUGCAGCUGCCUGCGCCUCCCGAGGAGUGCUGCUUAACUGGAGGACUCCCUCGCUCUGUGAGUUGGAGUGCCCCGAGGGCCAAGUGUACGAGGCCUGUGGGAGUGUGUGUGACCGGACAUGCCGCGCUCUGUCUGGGGCUGAGGCCGACUGUGAGGGGGAGAGGGUGUGUGAGGAGGGAUGUUUCUGUCCCACUGGAACGUACCUGAGCGACGUUGGAAAAUGUGUGACAGCUGACCAGUGCACCUGCCUGCAUGACGGACAGCUCUACCAGCCUGAUGACGUCUAUGCGGAUCAUAACAGUAUUUGCUACUGUGAGAAUGGCUCAAUGCGCUGCAGCUCCACCGAAAUGAGCACUUUGCUGUCGGACCUCUUCUACGAUGAUGACCUGGCCCCAUCCAGAGAGCGGCGGUCUGCCCAGUGCCCUCCUCCAUUGGUUCAUUCGAAGUGUGGUGCCGGAGAAAAAGGCCUGGAAUGUGCCAGGACCUGCCAGAACCUGGACCUGCCCUGUGUCAGCCUCGCCUGCAUCCCUGGCUGCCUCUGUCCUCCCGGCACAGUACGUCACCGCAGAGACUGCAUUGCACUGGAGCAGUGUCCCUGUUACCAUAACAACAGACCAUAUACAUCAGGACAGACCAUCUCUGUGGACUGCAACACCUGUGUGUGUGAGAAGAGGAAGUGGCGCUGCACAGAGAAAGUGUGUGAUGGUGUGUGCCGCACUGUCGGGGAGGGGCAUUACAUCACUUUUGAUGGGCUCAAGUACUCCUUUCCUGGCCUCUGCCAAUAUGUCCUGGUCCAGGAUAUGUGUAACGGAGAGGAGGGUUCAUUCAGAGUGCUGGUGGAGAAUGAGGCCUGUGGAAUUGUGGGACAUCGCUGUGCAAAAGCUAUCACAGUCUUCUACAAUGGAGGGUUGAUUGUAAUGCAACAUGGGGAGGUGAAGAUGAAGAGCCCGGUGCUUUUGGGCUCACAGGUGGAGAUUGUGCGAUCUGGACAGUUUUACACACUGCUGCUGGGGAAGCACAUUUCCCUCAGCUGGGACAAGGGAACCCGUCUCCUGGUCCACAUCUCAGCCACAUACAGGGGUCGGGUGUGUGGUUUGUGCGGUAACUUUGAUGGAAAUGUCAACAACGACUUGAUAAGUAGUAACAACCAGCUGGAGGUGGACUCCUCCCACUUUGGAAAUUCCUGGAAGGUCGCUCCGAGCUGUGCCGCUGUAACACAGAUUCCUGCUCCAUGCAGCGACAACAUUGUCAAGUUAGUAACAGUGGAGCAAUCAUGCCGGGUGAUCACUGGUCCCCCAUUUAGAGAAUGCAACAGCCAGGUGGAUGCAGAGCCAUACGUGGAGAUGUGUGUGGAAGCAGCAUGCUCUUGUCCAUCAGUGGGCGACUGUGCGUGUUUCUGUGACGUCAUCGCGGCCUACGCUCAGGCUUGUUUGGAGAGGGGUGUGUCUGUCAGCUGGAGGUCCAAUGAUCUUUGCCCCAUGAGCUGUGAGGAGCUGAACCCAAGGGGCCCAGGGGGCCUAGGGGAGGAGUUAUGCCAGUGGAGGUAUAAUUCUUGUGGCCCUGCCUGCCCAAUAACCUGCCAGCAUCCAGAGUCCCUCCAUUGUUCGCUCUCAUGUGUGGAAGGUUGUCAUGCUGUCUGCCCCCCAGGCCAACUACUGGAUGAGGUGGCCAUGCGUUGUGUUGAUCCCUCUCAGUGUCAAGUGUGUAUCCAUGAGGGUCAGAGAAUCUCCCAUGGCAACAAGGUCAUGCUGAACCACGAUAAUCCAGACCACUGCAAGAUAUGUCACUGUGACAACAACACCCUCAGCUGUGAAGUUUGUACGUCCGUCACCAUGUUCACGACUGCCACACCAACUCCCUCCUAUGCCCAAUUCACAACCCUUCCCUUCACCACCUUAAUGCCCGAGGGCACGUGUGACCGCGCCAUGGAUCUGGCAUUCCUGUUGGAUGGUUCAGAAGCCCUGAGUGAAGAUGAAUUUGAGGCCACCAAAGAGUAUAUACUGGGAGCGGUUGAACGAUUUCGCAUGGGCUCCGCUCACACUCGAGCCACUGUACUGCUUUAUCACUCUGGAGUGAAAACAUAUGACCUGCAGGUUAAAAAGUGGCUAUUUAAGAAGACUGUGCGUGAGCUGCAUUACACAGGAGGAGAAGCAGCCUUCUUGGAUGAGGCUGUCAAGUAUCUGGUUAUCAACAUCUAUGAUAAGAACAAGCGUGAGCAUGCUGGCCGAGUUGCGAUCAUCUUGACUGCCAGUGCCAACCCUCGUCCUGUCCGGUCCAUCGUCAAGAUGCUCCGAAAGAAGGCCAUCACCGCCCUGACAGUCGCACUGGGUCCUGGGGUAAACAUGGGGCAGAUUAAUGACAUCACCAAGGCCAACCCAGAAAAUAGGGCCUAUGUGCUCAGCAGCACAGCCGAGCUGCCUGAUCGUCUGUUGGAGCUGUCAGAUUACCUCUGCACCUUGGGGAUGGAGCCCGAGGUGCCGACUCCUCCGGCCCCAAAGUCCACUCCCGGCAAAGCUCUCCAGGGCACGACCACCACUACCCAGACUCCUCGUCUGGAACCGAACCCCACACAACACCUCCCUAACACCCCUACGUCCACUGCACCCUCAGGCCUGUCUCCUAUCACCACAUCGCCAUCUUCCAUUCGUCCAGUAAAAGAUGUCACAUUCAUAUUGGAGGGUUCAAAUUCAGUCGGCGAGGGAAACUUUAAUAAGUCGCUCCUCUUCCUGAUGGAAGUUAUCUCACAGCUGACAGAAAAGGAGGAGUCUAUUCGCAUCACUGUGAUCCAGUACUCAGUAACGGUCACUGUGGAGAUCAGCCGGUGGGAAAUGAAGCGGCAGAAGACCGAGGUGCUGCGACGACUGAGGGAGAUUCGUUGGAGGGGUGGAAGCAUGACAAACACAGGCACAGCUGUAUCUACGACCCUCCAGGCUGCAAACCAGCUGCCACGUGGCUCCACCCCUCCUCAGCUCGUAUUUCUUGUGACAAAAAACCUACCUACCGACACAGUGCCACGCCCACCUUCUACCAGCACCUACACACAAGUGUAUCCUAUUGGAGUUGGUCCAAAAUUGCGCGAGAUUGACUUGUUGCCAUUCAGCUUCCCUCAACGUCCGAUGAUUGUGAAAGACUACAACAGUCUGCAGACCCUGGUCACCCACAUAGUCAAUAUCACACAAACCUCAGUGAGACCACGCUCUCCGACUCUGCCUCCACUGGUCCCCACAACACUCUCCAGCCUGCCACCCUCAGUGCCGUGUAAGAAGCCUGUGGAUGUGAUGUUCCUGUUGAAGGCGGGAAACCAGUUUGAGGACAUGAAGACGUUUGUCAAAGCUUUCAUCAAGAAUGCUGACAUAGGGCCGAAUGGCACUCAGGUGAGUGUGGUUCAGUAUGGAGACACCAACACAGUGGAGCUCACCUGGAAGGAUGAACAGAGCAAAUCACACCUCCUGAACCUGGUUGAGAGAAUACCAAGAAGGACCACUGCUGCCCCCGCACUAGGGUCUGCACUGCGAUUUGCGGUGCAGAUGUCCAUCUCGCCGGUCAGUGGUGGAAGAGUGGGCGUAGCCAAGGCUGCGGUGAUGCUGGUGACUGACAAAUCAGCCGAUGAUGUCAAAGAGGCAGUUAAUGAAGGACUGGCAGCAGGUGUGUCAGUGUUCCCCAUCGGGGUGGGACCAGGCUACAACAGGAGUGAGCUUAGCAUGCUUGGGCGCCAUGGCAACCAAGAAAACACCCUAUACUUGAACAGCAUGGAUCAAUUACUGAUGUUGCUGACUCUGGACCAUGGUUACAUAGAAAGGAUCUGCAGAGCUGGUCCACCAGGAGUGUGUGUCGAUGAUGAUGGAAAUGAGAGAAAACCUGGCGAGACAUGGCUGCUGGAGGACGGCUGCCACUCGCUCCUGUGCCAUCCCAGCGGGGCAGUGACGGUACAGAAUCACAAAGUCAGCUGUGACAGACUGGAGCCACCAGCCUGCAGAAACAACAUAACACCUGUCAAAGUCCAGGAGACCUGUGGCUGCCGCUGGGAAUGUCCUUGCAUAUGUACAGGCAGAUCCACCAAUCACGUGGUGAGGUAUGACGGCUUGGCACUUCGGUUGGAUGGGGAGGGCUUGUGCUCCUACACACUGCUCACUGUCAGCAGAGGCAUCGGUCAAGGGUCAGAGGUCAAACUCCAUAGUGGACCUUGUCAGGACUCAGAGAAUUACAACCGAGUCUGCAUGAAAGUCAUGGAAGUGAUUCACGGACCGCAUAAGCUGCUGCUGAAGGAUGAUAUGACGGCAGUGAUUGAUGGGGAGGAGCUUGCACUGCCGUGGCGAUACGGUGGCCUGGAGCUGGUCCGUUAUGGAGGUGUGAUGCUGCAGCUGAAAUCAGACCAUGGUUAUGUCCUGACUUGCACUCCGCAGAGAAAUGAGUUUACCAUCACCCUGCUGAGUUCCACCAUGACUGGCCACACUGCUGGACUCUGCGGAGCAUGUGGCGAGGAACAGGUUAAUGUCCUCUCUUUACGUAAUGGCACUUCGACCGCUGACCAGCCAGCCUUCAUCUCAGACUGGACCGUGCCUGUAGAUGGCAGUGUGUGUCUGCCAAAACAGAGGCCAGUGUGUGUGUCUACAGCAGCGAUGGGAUGUCAGGCCCUGCGUUCAAAGGUGUUUGAGCCCUGCUACAAGCACAUCCCCAUCCAGGUGUUCCUCGCCAAGUGUGAGGAGCAGGCAUGUGAGGAUUCUGAUGUGUGUGAGCUCAUUUCUGCCUAUGCACGCCUCUGCAGACAGAGGGGCGUGUGUGUUGACUGGAGGAAACCCCACCUCUGCCCAUAUCCGUGCCCCAGAUCCAUGGACUAUGAAGCAUGUCGGACGGGUUGUGUCGAGGACUGUGGCAACAUACAGACAUUACGUGGUGACUGGUCAGUUGCCAGGGGUAACGAGUCAUCCUGUAUGGUUACACCUACUGAGGGCUGUUUCUGUAAUGGAGGGACAGUCUUGCAUCACGGACAGUGUGUAUCACGAGAAGCAUGCAGCCAGUGUGUCGACAACCGUGGACACACAUAUACGUAUAUGCAGAGUUGGGUACCAGAUGAGAACCCAUGUUUGAUUUGCAUGUGUUUGGACAAACAACACAUCAACUGCACCGCCCGGCCCUGCAAUGAUAUCAAACCUCCAGUGUGCGGACCCUGUGAGAUCUUGAAGGAGAAGAGAGAAUCCAAGUGCUGCCCCGAGUAUGAGUGUGUGUGUGAUCGAGUGAAGUGUGACCUUCCUGAAGUGCCCCGAUGUGAGGAUGGUCAGACUGUGGUUCUGAAAAACCCUGGGGAAUGUCAGCCCAUACAUGAGUGCGUCUGCAGAAAGGAAGAGUGCGCUCUUCGCGCUCCCCUGGUGGCUUGUUCCGCACAUCGCCAACCGUCAAUCAAAAAGACAAAGUGCUGUGAUGUGUAUGAAUGUGCGUGCAGCUGCCAGAACUCCACCCGCUCCUGCCCUGCUGGGUUCUCGACGUCCACCUCAACCAACGACUGUGGCUGCACACAGACCAGCUGCCUGCCAGACUUGGUGUGUGUGGUCGGUGGCGUGAUUCACCCAGUGGGGAGUGAAUGGGAGGAGAGAUGUGAGAAGUGCCGCUGUACCCAGCUGCAGGACAAAGAAACAUCUCUGCACGUUGCUCAGUGUACCCCACCUGUCUGCGAUCGGACAUGCCCUUGGGGCUCAACAUACAGUUCGUCAGAAGGACAGUGCUGUGGAAAGUGCAAGCCAACCAGCUGUGUGGAGUCGGAGGGCGUGAUGCGAGGGGACACACUCAUUGGGGGAAAGCUCAGACAUGUGGGUGAGGAAUGGCAGUCCCCACAUGACAAAUGUGUGCUACAUCAGUGUGUGAAAGUUGGAGAUGAAGUGUUCGUCUCUGCGUCUAACAUCAGCUGCUCUGCUAUGGACACUCCGUCCUGCCCUCUGGGGACCGAGUUACACUGCGACAACCAGGACUGCUGCCCCCGAUGCCACUGCGCUACCAUGGAUGCCUGUGUCCUCAACAACACUGUGAUUGGAGCCGGGGAGACGCUGAUGGUGGAUGUGUGUACACAUUGUGAGUGUAUGGUGGAGAAUGGUGUCAUGAGGAAAUACAGACUAUCCUGCAGGCGAACCAGCUGUCCCACUUGCCCCAUGGGAUACACUCUACAGAAGGAGGACAACGCUUGCUGUGGCCACUGUGUUCCCACCGCCUGCUUCCUGCAAAAGCCGGAUGGAGAACUGAUCAGUCUGAAGGUGAACACCACUAGUGAGGACGGUUGCAACUUAUAUACCUGUGGUGUGAACAGUAAUGGAGAUCUCGCCCUGCACACCAGAGUGAGCACCUGCCCUCCUUUUAACCGCCAAGCUUGCCUGGACGAGGGGGGGAAAGUCAGCCAGAUUGGAACAACCUGCUGUGAGAUGUGUAUGGAGCCACAGUGUCGGAGGACAGUGGGAACGCUCAAGUCCAUCAGAGUGGAUGAUUGCCAAUCGGAGCACCAGAUAGAUUUGCACUACUGUGAGGGCAAAUGUCUCAGCAAGUCCAUGUACUCUCUGGAGAGGGCCGCUGUGGAGCAGGAGUGUGUGUGCUGUGCUGCUGUGGAGACAGAGCCUCUCAGUGUUCCUGUCCUGUGUGCCAAUGGCACUCGUAGCCAACACACCGUCCUGUCAGUCACCGCAUGCGACUGUCUGUCCAAACACUGCACCUAGGGAGAGAGUUUAUACGUUUAGAUGGUGUCUGUGUAUCCAAGCAACAUGUACCCGAUUUAGAACAGCAACACAAAUGACAAUAAAAAAAACCCGCCAGUUUCUGUAACGGCUA